GCAUAGCAUAGCAUAGCGCAGUGGCGCUUGAGUAGGCGUAGGAUGCGGCAGCGGCAAUAGCUCCUCACAGCAUGGCCUCGGUCGCCGCUUGGCUGCCGUUUGCCCGGGCGGCGGCCAUCGGCUGGGUGCCCAUUGCCAGCCAUCCCCUGCCUCCUCCGCCCGUGCCCAAGGACCGUCGCAAGGCUGAUGACGAGAAACUGCUUAUCAACGUGUCUGGUCGUCGCUUCGAGACUUGGCGUAACACGCUCGAAAAGUAUCCUGACACUUUGCUCGGCUCCAAUGAGCGCGAAUUUUUCUUCGACGAAGAAUGCAAAGAGUACUUCUUCGACCGCGAUCCUGACAUAUUUCGACACAUCCUCAACUACUACCGCACCGGCAAGUUGCAUUAUCCGAAGCAUGAGUGCCUGACGAGCUAUGAUGAGGAGCUGGCCUUCUUCGGUAUUCUGCCCGAUGUGAUUGGUGACUGCUGCUAUGAGGACUACCGAGACCGCAAGCGGGAGAACGCCGAACGUCUGAUGGACGACAAGCUCUCGGAGAAUGGCGAUCAGAAUCUGCCACAGCUGACCGACAUCCGACAGAAGAUGUGGAGAGCCUUCGAGAACCCACACACGUCGACAGCGGCACUGGUGUUCUACUAUGUGACGGGCUUCUUCAUCGCGGUGUCAGUGAUGGCAAACGUGGUGGAGACGGUGCCGUGUGGCCACCGACCGGGUCGUGCUGGCACGCUACCCUGUGGCGAGCGCUACAAGAUCGUGUUCUUCUGCUUGGACACAGCCUGUGUGAUGAUCUUCACAGCAGAGUACUUGCUGCGACUGUUCGCCGCUCCCGACCGCUGCAAGUUCGUGCGUAGCGUGAUGUCGAUCAUCGACGUGGUGGCCAUUUUGCCGUACUACAUUGGCCUCGGCAUCACUGACAACGACGACGUGUCUGGGGCUUUUGUCACGCUGCGAGUUUUUCGCGUGUUCAGAAUUUUCAAGUUCUCCCGUCACUCGCAGGGUCUUCGAAUUCUAGGCUACACACUGAAAUCGUGUGCUUCCGAACUCGGCUUCCUCGUGUUCUCGUUGGCCAUGGCCAUCAUUAUUUUUGCCACGGUCAUGUUCUACGCAGAAAAGAAUGUCGAUGGCACUAACUUCACAUCGAUUCCGGCCGCCUUCUGGUACACCAUUGUCACUAUGACCACCUUGGGGUACGGAGACAUGGUACCAGAAACAAUCGCCGGUAAAAUAGUGGGUGGAGUCUGUUCAUUGUCAGGAGUGCUUGUCAUAGCAUUGCCCGUACCUGUUAUUGUGUCCAACUUCAGCAGAAUAUACCACCAGAAUCAAAGGGCUGACAAGCGCAAAGCUCAAAGGAAAGCACGUCUGGCUCGCAUCAGAAUCGCAAAAGCGUCUUCUGGAGCGGCCUUCGUCAGCAAAAAGAAAGCAGCUGAAGCCAGACUGGCUGCUCAAGAGUCCGGUAUGGAGAUGGACGAGAACUAUCGCGAAGAGGAUAUCUUCGAGUUGCAGCAUCAUCAUUUAUUACGCUGCCUAGAGAAGACUACGGACAGGGAGUUUGUGGAGCUGGAGGUGCCGUACAAUGGUCAGCCGAAAAGGCCAGGAUCGCCAUCUCCGCUGAUCAGUCCGACCCACUCGGCGGGGAGUCGGACAGGGCUGCUUCACUCCUGCUGUGGUCGCUGCUGUGGGCAACGUUACCAGACGGUGCCAGUAUUCCAGCGUGAGACAAUUCAACAAGAAGAACUUGACGAGGCUUCCUUUUAACCCAACCCUUCCCGAUCUCAUGAGUUUGGGCAAUAAUUAAAAUGAAUAGCAAUCGACAAUAACACAUCCCAAGUCACAACAAUGUGUUUCAACUUAUCCGCGAGUCGGCGCUAACGGAAAGAAAAUCUCUUGAAAAACACAAUAUAAUUUCAAAUCCAAUAAAACACAAUCACAAACACGGCAUCUAUUAUCGGUAGCUCGACAACUAGAUUAGUUUAGGCUUUUGAUCUGUGCGUUUCGUUAUUUUAAUUACCGAAAAACUAAUUUGUGCUACAACUAUUACAACAUCCGACUCUGUUAAAUCGCGAAUAGAUGAAAAUUUGUCAAAUCUAUUACAAAUAAUUAUAACCUGUUGACAUAUGACCAGAGAGUAUGGAAUGUUAUUCUAUUACAGUCCAUACUCUCUGUACGUGACUUGAUUGUCAUUAUUUGUUGUUCGUUUCAAGUCUUACCUUCGCAUAAUUAUUAUGACUAUUACUCCAGGAAUAGUCAAUACUUAGUUACAUUUUCAAGUCAAUAAUUAACAAAGGUCAAUGAGAAAGCAGGAAGCAGGCCUUCUAGUCCAAAUGUUGUCGUUCUAGACUCCAUGAGAUUCAACAGUAUAGCCUACCUACCAUUAUUUAUAGUAAUCCAUCCGUCUAUUUAGUCUAAUUCACCGCAAAUAUAGGCGUAUGUAUACGAGGAAUAUAUUUUAUAUGGUAGUUUGAUUCAAAGCUCAUAGUUAAAACACGAGUCUAUCAUGAUUAAUACGAAGCAAGCGUGAAUAAAUCAAGUUUCAGUCAUUUUACAAAUACACAAUAAGUGUCUCUUUGUCUUGAAUGAACUGGAAUAAGCUCUCCCGCACCUGGUAUUUACGGUGAACACAACUUAAAGUCAACCUAUAAAGAGAAAAAUAUUAAUAAACCUUUUUUUUGCAAAUAUUAUUCCAUACCUUGAACCUGUCACAAAAUCGAUCUGAAGGCCUAAACCCAGCAACCACUUAAUGCAUUGACUUUUAUCAUACAUUAUUUAUAGUUUGCUACAUUACGACUUUGUAUUACGUGGAAGCACCGCAAUCUGAACAUGAAAUAUUCGACCAUAGACGAAAGAUGAUUAUCGAUACAGUUUUACAUAGGUACUAUGAACUUCAAGAAUAGCAGAGGCCUACUAGAAAGGGUUGACGAAAAGUUUGUAAACAGCUCAAUAUUUCCUUUACAGGUGAAAUAUGACGAUAGGUCUGAUUGGGGAUCCUAUUAAAAGAAAAAACACACUUUUCGUUACAUCAAAAUUUUGUUCCGUCAUCUUGGAAUUGCCAUUUUGGAUCCAAAUUAUUUUUUUUCAAACGGGAAGGGUGUCAUCUGAUACAUGAUUUCGAUACAGAUUUUCAAAAGAAAAUGAAUGACUGAGACCGCACAUCGAUAUCUCAAAUCGUUUAAAAGUUAUCCACAUUCUACAAUAAAUCAUACAGAAAUGGAAUAGAUGAUUAGGUUGAAAAUCUGACUGAUUAAACUUUUCUGUUCAAAGUUCUAAAUAUGUGAGUAGGAGUUAAUAUAAGUGAUAGCCUACUAACACUCAAAAAAGUGAUAUUUGAUAGAUUUUUUCUAGAUUUUCUAUGUAUAGAAAUUCAGUUGGAUUAAAGAUGGCGGACCAACAUUUUUAUUUGACAAACAAGUAGAGUCUUUCAUUCAAAUAGAAUCCCCAAUCAGAUCAAUCGUCAAAUUUCCCUUGUGAAAGAAAUAUUCAGCUAUUUCCAAACUUUUCACCAUCUCCGUAUAAGUGUCAAUCGUUUUCUUAUUCAAUAUAAUAUCAAGUUUAAUGGUAAUUAAUAAACGGUUAACCAUCACUCAUGACCAUUUAAUCCAAAUUCCUGGUCAAUUACGUACGGUACAUUAUUAUUAGCUGUACAGAAGAUGAAAUGUUCGUUGUAUACAAAGUAAUAAUUAAUAUAAUGUCCACUUUCAUUACUAAAUUAUCUAAUUACAGCACGGCCUAAUCAGUUCGAAAUAAAGUCUUAGUUUCCUCCAUCCAAGAGGAAUAUUAAUUAGCCAAUAUAUUAUCAAUUAUCAUUGAGCCUAUCGAUUUGAACAAUUGAUCAAUCAUCGAAAAGAAUAUGAAAAAUAUAAAAUUGUAUAAUAUAGUUAUAAGUUCUACUAUCAGGGAAAGUGUUCAAUCAGUUAAAAUAAAUUCACUAAAUGAAUAGAGUAAGUAAAUUCAAAUAUCUAGUUAUUGUAGUCGCAAUUAUAAUUCAUAAAAUAGAUUAGCUUAUUAGAAUUAUUAAAUAAUUGUGAACACCAAUACUCUCAUGUUCGGUUGCACCAAUCAACAUCAAUCUUAACUCUGAAUCAGCACUCAACAGCUGAUUCAAAAUAGUUGAACCCGGUUGGUGUACCCAGCAUAAGACUCUUAGAUAAGUGGAUAGGUUAAUUCCAACCCAAGAACAGAUACAUUCACCGCCUCUCAUGCCAUCUAAACAAUUCUAAUAUUUGUGAAUUCAUUUCUCACACUACAUGAAGUGAAUGUUGUCUUGCGUUCUUUCAUGUCUCUAGCAAACUGUUUUUCCAUUGUUGGUUAUUACAAUAGUGCGUGUAUCAACCUCUCAGUGCAACGAUUACAGUAAUUCAAUGAAAGCUUACUCAUUAUUUGAAGAACCAACAUUCUAUUUCCGGAACACAGUCCCAAACUCCACUGGUGGAAGCCUGAAGUAAAUAUUAUAUAUUGAUCGUCGGAAGAGCGAAGAGCGAUUAGGCCAACUCUUUGAUUUAAGAAUGCUUAGUGCAGGUCUUCGCUUCCAUGUCAACGGUAGGCCUAUAAAAGAACGAAACCACUACUAGAGCUUAAUACAGUUAUGAUAAAUCGCGUUAAUAACCAAUGGAUCAAAGACUUGCUAUUGAACUACAGAAUAUUUAUUGAUGCGAAACAUAACUUACUACUUUAAUAAUCUGCUCAGACAUAUUUCGUUUUAUUACUAGAUUAGCCUACUCAAGGAAUCUGCACAUUCCGACUCAAUACCAACACAGCAUCAAGUUAGUAUGAUAGCAAAAAAGUCUUACGAACAUGUAUCAAUUCCACACAUAUUCUUUAAAUCAAGUUUUCUUUGCUUUAUAUGGAAGAGUCUCUCAAAGUGCAACUGCAUAAUCUUUCCCUGACUUUGGGAACCAUCUUCAUUACAUGAAGUUCUUAUUGUAUGGAUUUUUGAAGUUGAUCUAUAUCAGCUUAUUCAAGAGUAGGCUUCCAAAAAAUAGCUUAAUCUGAAUAUUUGAUUUUUGAGACAAAAAAUAAACAUCCUAUACCUCCCUCGUCACCAUAUCCUCAUCCUCUGAAAUAGUAAAACAUUAAUUUUAUUUGAUGAAACCUCUAGGAACAGCUUGACUGGGAAUUAGACUAACUAGCCUUCUGUUGAAGCCUCCUCAAAGACAAGUUUCUUAUGGAAUGCAUAUAGCUUCGUUAAUAUUCUAUUGAUCUAUUUUCCCAUUAGUUUCUCCACAAAUUAGCACAAAAGUGCAAUAAAAUAUACAAACAAUUAUGCAUGUAUUAUCAAGACUUAGAUGAAAAUGAUAGGCUAUGAAAAGAACGGUUGAAACGAUCAUUUCAAUCAUUAUUCUCUUGUUUGUAGAAUGGAAUCCUCUCUCUUGAAUAUCUGUUUACUAAGAUAUGAAUUGAAGAUCCCAUCUGUUUAUUGUAGAGUAAGAAAUUGUACAGAAUUAAUGCAGGAUUUGAUAGGAAAAUUUAAUAGAGUACUGAGUAGAUCAAUCAAUUCAAUGGUUUAUCACAUAGAUUAAUAUAUAGGCCUACGUCACUGAAACAAGCAUCAUGUAGAUAUGCAUUCUUGAAUUCGGUUGUUUAAAUGAUGAUGCACAUUUUUUGGCAAAUGAACUUGAACUCUCAAAUAUCUAAUGAUUCUUUGAAAUUCGUCUUCGAAGGUACAGUUUGAAGGUGUAAGUAGCAGUACCUACUACAUUUUUUGUUAUUAUCACUCAAUUAUUAUUUAUUCCGAGUAUACAAAACUCAUUCAUCAUACAGCUAUGAACUGUAUUAAAUUUAAAAGAUGAUAUUUGGGUCUGAAUUAUUUUCAAGAAUUAGAUUUAGUAUACAUCUACAUAUGUAUGCAUCUUUAUAUGAAUAUAUAAGUAUAUUUAUAUACUUAUACAUAUUAUGAAUUAUUUAUAUAAAUUACAUUUAUGGUAUCCAAUAGUCUUACUUUUGUUUGAGAUAUAACUGGAAUAUUCAUCAGCAUGACUUUGAAAUUUGAAUAGAGCAGGCACCGUUAUGUAAAUGUCUGUAAGAUCGUCAUAUUUCUCAAUAUGUGUUGCUUUUUUAUGUUGCUCCAUUUCUUUCCAUGCAUUUCUUUCCCCUCAAUGUACUAUAAUAUUAUGUUCUAAAAAACUCUCAAUUUAGUGAUAAGAAGAUUCUAUUCGAGAUAAUUAUUCACAAUGGGCAAUAAUCGAAUAAUCACAUUUUUAAAUAUUGAUGUGGAGUUCUUGACUCAUGGGUGUUCAGUUGAGAAAAAAAUAGUUCAGCUGGUUGCUUGACUGCAACAUAUUUUUCCAUCUCUAUAAAAUAACAGUGACAAUUUAACCACAUUACAUUAAUUUUCUUGAGUAAGAAGGAGCUGCGAAAAUCUGGUCUGAUUCAAAAGAUCUGCAAGAAACUAGAAACUCUGGACAUGCUCUUCAUUUGCUUUCGAUUCCCAGAAGGGACGCACAAAAAAAUGUUUUAUUUCAUAGAUAUGAUAAUCAUUUCCUCUCUACAAUCAUGAUUGAAAGAAAUAAUUGAACUCUUACCGUCAGUGCUUGUAAAGGUAUAUAGAACUUGAUCAAUCUAGAGUCCAUGUAUCAAUAUCCAUUGCACAUAUACGUUACAUUAUACAUUCAAAACUCAGUAGAAUUUAUACACAUUACAAAAUUCCAGAGCGCUCAAAAAUAAUCUUAUUCCACUCAUGAGAUAUUUGGAAAUUCUCAAUUGAUUGGCAUAGCGAGUUGCGUAAUAAACAAUAACGUCCACAAAUGGAAUAUUAUCCAGCAGUAAGGAUGAGACACUUUAUUUCAAAGUUUUCUUUAUAACCUCCGACAGUUUAUACUCCUUGACAUGACAAAGCUUACACCGUGAAUUCAGUCAAAAAGUUCAUGGAAUAUAAAUAUAUGAUCUGAAAUGAAUCGAUGAGAUGAAUGAAUACGUUUGAAGAGAUAGUAGAAGAAGAUCCUACAAAUCGCCAUCAUAGCAUAUAUAACUUGCAGAUUAACCCGAGCUCAAUAGGUCAACACGAUAUUCUAGCUGCCAAAACAAACAAAAAACGCUAUUCCCUAGAGGAGUCAAAUGCAAUUUCAUUUUCAAGUAGGUAUCCCCUAAAUCGUUUUUCGUUUCAAGAGUGUUUUUGGAGCUCCUGAUUGCCAAUGUAGCUGGCCUGAAAUGGUCACCCGUCCAACGGGACAGCAAAGCACUCAUUGUUACUUCAUCGAAUAGCAUUGAUUUUAUACCAUGCUCACCUUGGUAGUCAAGAUUGGCCUAAAGAUUGUACAAAAAAUAUUAUAUUUUUGGAAUUGUUUUAGCUUUUAUAUUUAAUAUUUCUCGAUUUCCAUUUCACAUAUUUUUAUUUGUAAAAUGUAUUUUUGUUAUAAUGCUCCAGCAGUUUCGCCUUGGAUAUAAAUAUGGAAAUUAUGAUAUGCAUAACACGAUUCAUAUUCUUGAGCUUGUAAAAUAUGUCGUCAAAAGGAAGUUGAGUCAUCCAGUUCAAGUAAUUACGUACAAAAGUUUUAUUGAAAUAUGUAUGAUUUUAAACUACAAUAAUAAAUUAAUUCCAAUCUUAAAACAAAAUAGACAUCAACGCCCAAUGUAUAAGUACUUCAUUAGCUUUUUUCAGGGAGUGAAUUCACACGCGUUGAACAGCGGUUAUCACUCCAGUCAAAAUCAAUCCUUGAUAAAUUUUGGUAGGCUACAGGUAAAUGGUUUUAAAGGUGAUGGUUAAUAUAUGAUUCAAGUGAUACUCUCAAAUGUUGAAAAUAAUGAGCUUCUCUCAUUAUCUGUUGUAACGUUAUGUGGUACGGUAUAUUAGCAGAACUUGUAUAGCACAUAAAUUCAGUGGAAUACUUUUGUGGAAUCAAAACUCAUUUUUUUUAUACAAAUUCAAGAUGAAGUAGAAGAAACUGAGAAAUAGUCUAUUUUGAUCAAUAUGAAAUGGCAAUAAUAAUGGAAACUGAUGGAAUAAAAGAAUUUGAGGAAAUUGAAAUUUCAAAUCUCAUGAUAUCAUAGGAUAAGUCAGUACAAAGAAGUACUGAAUGACAGGAUAACAAUGGAAACUUGACUAACGUGAGUACCUUUUAUUGCUAGGAAGGUAAUAGGGCAUUUUAAUUAAUGAAACAAUAUAAAAUCUUUAUUGUUUAUUGACCUAUUAUUAUAUAAUUAUGUACUUGAUGAAAUGUAAUGUUGUGAAAAUUGAUAUUUAAAACUUAAAUAUUAUUGUUUAUUAAUAUUUAAACUUUAUAUUGUUUUAUUAAUUUAAAAAGUAGCCCAUGUGAAUGAAGUGUUUUCAUUGUACUUAAUUUUGCCACCUCCGGGGUUGUACAACCUAAAAUGCCCCUCACUGAUUUAGCAGACUGCUAUAUUUUAUUACCCUCUAUAGUUCAUUUUCUAUUAUUUGAAAUUGUUAUUGUUGGUUGAAGCCCACUCAAGCAAAAUAAAUAAUAUCAAAUAUUAAACAAUGACCAUCACAAUGCAACCAGUAAAGAAGAAAUUACAUCAAUGAAUUAUGAGUACCAUUAAAUUUUAGCUCCACCUUAACGUUAUGUCGUUUUCAAUGAGAAGCCAAUAUGCAUACAAGCUCAAAUUGUGUUUCCAUAAAUAUUUUUAAAAAAAUCAUGUUAAGCUCAAAUAUAAUAUUAUUCCAGAACUAAAUUAUAAUAUUAAUAGACGCAGCUCUUAAACAUUAUUAGUAAGAGAGAUUCAAACAAUACACGCACAUUGUGACAGAAGUAUUCUAUCUAGUAAGUAACACGAAAUAUAAUGAGUACCAAGGUCAAUAUCAAUGUGGAAACAUUAAUAUUUCAAUAUUUUCGAGCAGCUAAACUGAGGCGUGAGGCCUAUACUCAGAGAGUAUAAAGGUACGUUCUAUACUCUCUGCCUACUAGACUUCAGUUCCUUGUCAAAUAUGUUUUCUGUGACCCUAUUUUUAGCCUACACAUGCAAUUUCCAUAUUUCAUAUUUAAGUAUAGUAUAAUCAGUAAGUUCUAAUUAUUAUUAUUUAAGAAUGAAUAAAUCAUAAUAUUAUGAUAGUAAUAAAUUAUAUGGAAUAUACAAUUCAAAAUCCAUUCCAACUGUUUAUGUAGUUACGGUAUUCAGUCUAUUGAGCUAAGACAAUUUUUUUUCAAAUGCAUUUAGUACAACUAUUAAAUAAUCAAUAUUAAGACAAGGUAGCAUAAUUUAUUCUAUAAUCGUAUGGUGUCACUCGAGUUAUAUCGAUAAUAGAUCUUUAAUAUAGCAAUAGCAUUUGAGCCGGCCUAGCUGCGUUGCAAUUUCAAUCUACUAUCGUAAUGUCGUAUCGAGCAAAGGAGAUGCCUGGUCGUGAAUUCGAAUCUAACGGAUCUCUUGUUGUUUGAUAUUGUCACCCAUACACAUAAAAAGCUUAUGAGAGCAAAAUCCAGAAAAACAUUGAUUCACAUGACUAGAUGUAAACAAACCCGCCAUCUUUAAAGCUGGUGAAUUGUUGCAAAUCUUAUUGAUUCAAUUAUAGCAAUGUGUAUGGAAAACUACCAAGUUUUCUAAUGGAAUUAUGGGACUCUCUGUUAGUACUAAUUUUAAUAAGCUCCUAAUUUUCAAUAUACUCUCUUAUAUCGUGCUGUUUUGAUUCACUGGGAAAAUGUUUAAGGGAUAAUAAAAAAAGUGGAGAAUGGUAAAUUGUUGAAUGAUUAUAGAUUUUUUCGUAAUAAGGUUGAUAUAGUGAAUCAAGAUGUUUUACAACCUGUACAACUAUUCUCUGGCAUAUUUUAGUUUACAAGCAGUGUAAUAGGUACCGUACCUACAAAGUAGGUAAGGUAUAAACAUACACAGUUCUUUUCGAACUAUUUGAUAUUCCUCGAUUUUAUAACACGAAAAUAUUAUUGAAUGAAUCUCCCACUCCUGUAACAACAUAAAAUAACAAUUGAAUUGCCAUAAAGGGCAGUUGUCAUAUAGAGUGGGUGAAAAGUCCAAAAACGGCUUAAUAUCUUAUACACAAAGGUAAUUUGACGAUGGAUAUGAUUGGUGAUCCUACUUGAAUUUAAAAUACUACUUUACCAUGACUUAAAAAAUCUGGUCUGCCAUCUUUGAUCCGCCAACUUCAUUUUUUUUUUUAAUAUGAAGGUGGCCAUGCGAUAAAUGAUUUCGAUAUGGAAUUUCAAGACAGAAUGAAUGGCAAAGAAGACCGCACAUUGAUAUCUCAAGCCUUUAGGGAGAUAUUCACAUUAUCAAUCAAUACCAUGCAAAUCAUAAAUAUGGAAUACAUAAGUAGUAUUGAUUAAUAAUGAGAAUAUUUUCUAAACGAUUUGAUAUAUCGAUGUGCGGUUUUCGCCAUUAAUUUUCUCUUGAAAUUCCGUAUUGAAAUCAUGUAUCAACCUUCCUAUUUAAAAAAAAGUUGCAUUCAAAAUGGCGGAUCCAAGAUGGCGGAACCAA
Molecule: messenger RNA, 10373 nt
Organism: Nilaparvata lugens (brown planthopper)
Lineage: Eukaryota; Metazoa; Arthropoda; Insecta; Hemiptera; Delphacidae
Gene: Shal
Product: potassium voltage-gated channel protein Shal
Exons: 5
Coding region: 72-1754 (560 amino acids)
Biological process (GO): potassium ion transmembrane transport; protein homooligomerization
Cellular component (GO): voltage-gated potassium channel complex; membrane
Molecular function (GO): protein binding; A-type (transient outward) potassium channel activity
Source: RefSeq, a predicted model, not a curated record